This is a messenger RNA of Eublepharis macularius, 3786 nucleotides long. It is a transcript of the gene SIDT1, whose product is annotated as SID1 transmembrane family member 1. Lineage: Eukaryota; Metazoa; Chordata; Lepidosauria; Squamata; Eublepharidae. Gene Ontology annotation, cellular component: membrane. The coding region runs from base 425 to 2464 and encodes 679 amino acids. The record is from RefSeq and is a predicted model, not a curated record. The transcript is spliced from 25 exons.
GGCCCGGCUGGCGUGGCUGCUCCUGGCCGCGGCCGGGGCUCGCGAGGCGCCGCCGCCGGAGCCCCCGACGGCGAGCCCGGGCAGCCCCAGCGCCGCGCAGACGGCCGACUUCGGGCGGCGCUACCUGGGCACGGUCAGCAGGCACGCCGAGCGCCUCUACGCCUUCAGCUACAGCAGCAGCAAGCCGGGCCAGGUGGAUGCAGUCCGGGUGAACGUACGGAGUGACUCGGAGGAUCUUCAGUAUCCAGUCUUAUUUGUAGUUCGGCAGCAGAAGGGGGUGCUAUCCUGGCAGGUUCCUCUUAUUUUUCGAGGCCUUUACCAAAGAAGUUACAACUACCAGGAAGUGAGCCGUACCCUCUGUCCAUCUGAACCUGUGCCUGAGAGCGAACCUACAGAGCAGGUCAUAUAUGUAGAUGUGGCGUCCAUGGCCCCUUAUGGUGCCCACUAUUCACUUGAAGUUACCAGGCUGAAGAGCUUCGAACUUGGGACAAACUCUCCUUUCAAGUUCAAGGCCAGCCCUUCUGAGCCCCAGUAUUUUCUCUACAAGUUCCCUCCAGAUGUGGAUUCUGUUGUAAUCAAAGUGGUUUCUGAGGCUGUCUACCCCUGUUCUGUUGUCUCCAUCCAGGAUAUUGUGUGCCCAGUUUAUGAUCUGGACCAUAAUGUGGAAUUUAAUGGGGUUUACCAAUCCAUGACGAAACAGGCAGCCAUCACCGUGCAGAAAAAGGACUUUCUGGGUGAACAAUUCUUCGUUGUCUUUGUCAUAAAACCUGAGGAUUAUGCCUGUGGUGGUUCAGUGCCUUCCUCCAUUCAAGAUAAAGCAAACCAUACCUGGAACCUCCAGCGGAUGAAGACCCUUGAAGUGACAGUUGUGCCUUCGAUUCAAGAGUCUGUUUAUGUGAACGCCAUCCUCUUCAGCUUCCUGAGUUUCUUCUCGUUCUACUUGGGCUCACUGGUGGUUGCCUUUGUGCACUAUGUCAGGAGUCGGAAGAAGAGUUCCAGUGGAAGCGUCAGUCCUGAUGACGGGACUGGGACAGUGACAUCUUCGCAUCCGAUCACUGUCAACACCACUGAGGGAAGCAGCUAUGGAGCUAUAGAUGAGUCAAGCCCCAGUGGGGGGCAGCAGUUAUCUUCACUGGGCCACAAGGCCACAUGUGGCUCUGACACGGACAGCUCGGUGGAAGAGGAAAGCGAUUUCGACACCAUGCCUGAAAUUGAAAGUGAUAAGAACGUCAUCCGCACGAAGGUAUUCCUCUAUCUCUCGGAUUUAUCCAGGAAAGACCGGAGAAUUGUCAGCAAAAAGUAUAAAAUUUAUUUCUGGAACAUCAUCACCAUUGCUGUCUUCUACGCCCUGCCCGUGAUCCAGCUGGUGAUCACAUACCAGACAGUGGUGAAUGUGACGGGGAAUCAAGACAUCUGCUAUUAUAACUUCCUUUGCGCUCAUCCCUUGGGAGUCCUGAGUGCUUUUAACAACAUCCUCAGCAAUGUGGGCCACGUGCUGCUGGGCUUCCUCUUCCUGCUGAUUGUGCUGCGCCGAGACGUUCUCCAUCGACGCUCCCUGGAAACCAAAGACCUCUGCACGAUGGAGUACGGGAUCCCCAAGCAUUUCGGCCUCUUCUACGCCAUGGGAAUUGCUUUGAUGAUGGAAGGCGUUCUCAGUGCUUGCUAUCACGUCUGCCCUAACUACUCCAACUUCCAGUUCGACACCUCCUUCAUGUACAUGAUCGCAGGGCUUUGCAUGCUGAAGCUGUACCAGACCCGCCACCCGGACAUCAACGCCAGCGCCUAUUCUGCCUAUGCGUCCUUCGCGGUGGUCAUCUGCCUGGCUGUCCUUGGAGUGGUUUUUGGUAAAAAUGCAGUGUGGUUUUGGGUCCUCUUCUCAAUCGUCCACGUGGUGGCCUCGCUUGGUCUUAGCACCCAGAUUUACUACAUGGGCCGUUUCAAAAUUGAUCUGGGGAUCUUCCAACGCGCGUUCAUGGUACUGUACACUGAUUGCAUCCAGCAGUGCAGCCGGCCAAUGUACAUGGACAGAAUGGUCCUCCUGGUAGUUGGGAACCUGGUGAACUGGUCUUUUGCCAUUUUUGGACUGGUGUAUCGUCCAAAGGACUUUGCCUCCUACCUGCUGGGCAUCUUUAUCUGUAACCUUCUGCUGUACUUGGCCUUUUAUGUCAUCAUGAAGCUCCGUAGCUCAGAGAGGCUGCUGCUUAUCCCUCUAUUCUGCAUCGUGGCCACAGCAGUCGUUUGGGCUGCAGCCCUUUAUUUCUUCUUCCAAAACCUUAGCAGCUGGGAGGAAACCCCUGCAGAAUCCCGAGAGAAAAACCGUCCAUGCAUCCUCCUUGGGUUCUUCGAUGACCACGAUGUCUGGCACUUCCUCUCGGCCACGGCCUUGUUCUUCUCCUUUUUGGUCCUGCUGACUCUCGAUGAUGACUUGGAUUCUGUGCGGAGAGACAGGAUCCCUGUCUUCUAAGCCAUGGGAGAAGGAGAGUAAAGACCUUCCAUGCUGCUCCUGAAACCUUGGAAAGUUGCCAGUUUGUGCCACCAGUGGAAAACAAAUCUGUCACCGUAGACAGAACUGGCUCCCCCUGGGCAGCAUCACUGGAAGCCACUCUGAAGUUUAAAAAAAAAACCAAACAGAGAAACGGAAUCUCCUUCUCGCCACUGGCCGGUUCAGACCAAAGGUCAAGAUUCUAGCACAAAAUCUGGAGGCGAGAGGAGCCCUGGCGAGGUGUAGAUCCUCUGGUUGCGGCGUCCCAUCUUGGAGGACGGUGGUGGGACUAGGAACAGCUUUCACUGCCCUGGAAAGAGCAACAGGAGGAUGAUUUCAAGCAGUCCCACCUACCGGACAAGCAGACAGGGAUGUCUGGUCCAGCCGGGAUGUGGAGCUUGAUUGUGGAUUCUUCAGCCUGAAUGGACAGUGAACGCUGUUGCCCUUUUUUGCUUCCUCCUGCUUGAUUAGUCAGCAUUAGGUUACACUGGAAAAACAAACAGAAGUCUCGGCUCACCCUUAAAACUAACAUCAUUUAUUCGGCCAUAUGUUCCUGUGUACCAGAGGUCGCUUCAUCAGACGGGCACUCCCGACUCAUGAAAGCUUGCGCUGCGGCUCAGUUUUGUUCACCUUCAAGAUGCCCCUUUGCUGCUACAGACCAGCAUGGCUACUCACCUGGAGUUUGCAUUAGAACUUCUCCCACAAGACACCUGAAGCACUUCCAGAGCCAGCUCAGGCUGGCAAAUAAUUUGUCUUGGUGCUGGAAAAAAUUCUUCACCUAUGAGAGCUGCCAAGUUGGAGAGCAGGCUGCAGAAAACAGACUUCAGAAAGGGCUUUUCCAGCCCAGAUACUCCCCAGUAACGCGCCUGCUGUGUUGCCAUCUGAAACCUGCUUAAAUAUGUAAAGACUAAAGGUCAUUUUGCAUCAUACAGACCAGCCUUUGCUUCUGUCCCCAAAGGGAAAAGGAGGGCUCCUGGUACUGACGGUAUUGGGCACCGUUCUGGUGCUUCGAGGUCCUCGGCUCGCAUCAGACUUCUGCCGGCCACCUCAGCUAAGGUGUUGCUGCUGGCCGUCUUCAUAGCUGCCCCCCCCCAGCUCCUGUUGGGCGCUUGCGUUGCCCUUGCUCUCCCCACAGAAUAAUAAUUUAUUUUUCUCCCAAAGCCAGAAGCCACACAGGACAGAGUGAAGGGAGGCCCUUCGACAGUCUUACUCAAUGGCUUUAUUAUUUAAAAACAAGAUUAUUACUAUUGUUAUAUGUAACAGGAAUUGUGUACAUGUUUUGUCUUGCUAGACUUUUGAAUUAA